Messenger RNA from Xiphias gladius (swordfish), 3400 nucleotides. RefSeq names its product fidgetin-like 1 (gene fignl1). The record is from RefSeq and is a predicted model, not a curated record. Gene Ontology annotation, molecular function: ATP hydrolysis activity; microtubule severing ATPase activity; ATP binding. The transcript is spliced from 2 exons. Lineage: Eukaryota; Metazoa; Chordata; Actinopteri; Istiophoriformes; Xiphiidae. The coding region runs from base 675 to 2657 and encodes 660 amino acids.
UUCCGAUAUUUUUAAGAACGUUAGUAGCUUUAGCUGUGUUCUUUAUUGUUCUCAUCUUUUUUAAUCUUAAGUCUACAUUUGUCAUUAUAAUAGAGAUAAAGUUAGAUCAGCUUUUGGCCGGGUUUCUACAUUGGGUGAAAGCGGUGCUGAGAGACUAAUUUAGGUUUUCGAAGAACGAAUUGGAACUUGACAGGAAGUUGUACUGUUGAGGAAGAAGCAGGUGGCGGGAAGAGCUAAACCGCGAGCUGAAGUGCAGUAACUGUGUUAACUCUAUAAAAGUCGUGUUUGUAGCACCUAUUUAUUUUUGGCAUAAUAUCAAGAAAGAUAAGAAGAUAUCACUAAUAGUAAGUGACGUCCCUUAUCCUCAGUAUUGUGGCCUGUUUAUGUGGUGCGGGAUAUUUUAAGUGAACAACUAACAAAUGCAAGUGGGUCCCGUCCAUAGGCUGUUUAUCACGGCAUGUAAUGGAGACUAAGUUUCUCUGUCAAUCGAACGAAUGAUAACAUAAAGUUAGAGGACACUGCAGCAUCUUUGCUAGUGAAGGUGCCUCUAGUACAGCUGCACAUCCAUAUAAUAUAACUUUUAGCCUAGUUUCACUUAGAAGGGUUCCGCCAUGUUCCACCACACAUUCAGCUCAUUAGUCAUAAAAAGCAUUGCUUAGCCUCUGAAAACAACUAUGUGUCUUCCAAGAAUGCAAGGCUGGAGCAGGCCAGGCAUGAGUGGCGCACACCUGGACGAAUGGCAGAGGAGGUCCUUUGACAUUUCAUCUGGCAACUGUACACCUGAACAGACGGCUGAUGCCUACCGGGCUCACAUCCUCUCCAUUCAGUAUGCAUGGGCAAGCUCCCAGAUCUCUCAGGCCGGCAUGGCCAGCCUGCUCAGGACCUACUCGGAGCGCUACGCAGCAGUGCUGGACUCAGAUGACCCCUGCAAAGGGCUUAACAACUAUGCAGAGAGCGCUCUGCAUCUGGCCCGCAGUCAGAGGAACUACAGCGACAAAUGGGAGUCGUCCUUGACCACGGAGAGUGUGCUGGAGCUGCCCUGCGUGCAGAAAAUGAUUCAGGCAGAGACAGGUGGGGGACGCGCCCUUGUGGCACCAGCAGAUGCUAACAUAUCUGUGGGACAAGAGAGCAGAGGCAGCUCCCUGUCCGCUCCCUUUACCGGAGUCAGGUCUGAGGCUGCAUUGUUGAAACCUAUAGGACCACCACAGCCUAAAACAGAGGUUAACAACAGUGCCAGUAAUCCUGCUAGUAUUUCUGCAGAGAGACCAAGAGGCUCUGAGGGAUUCUCAGUUAAUCCAAACUCAUUCUCCCGACCUUCAGCCCGACCACAGUCUGUGUUUAGUUAUCCCUCCUCAGCUCUUCCACAGGGAAACCCUAGCCCUGCAAGUGGCACACAAAACUGCCAAUCCUCCUUCUUCUCCACCUCCAAUCCAUCGAAACGGAAGAAUUUUUACAACCCAGAUGGUGGGGAUGUUGGUCGGGGGCCACAUGGAGGUCAAGGAGCCGCUGACCCACGAGCUGGAGGCAACUUCAAAACGGCUCGUGAGCAGUUCAUCGUUGACCAACAGAAAAAGCAUUCCCAUCAGCCCCAGAGAGGCCAGAUCCCUGGAAUGGCAGCAAGUGUGAAAAAAUCUUUGGGUGCUAACAGGCCUCGAGGUACAUUUUCUAAAUUUGUGUCACCUAUUCCACGACAGGAGGAGGAAGAAGGUGGGGCGAGCCAUAGUUCCAGUCAGGAGCCUCAGAUCCUCGAUGAGCGUCUGAAAAACUUUGAGCCAAAGAUAAUUGAGCUGAUCAUGAGCGAGAUCAUGGACCACGGGCCUCCUGUGGCCUGGGAUGACAUAGCAGGUCUGGAGUUUGCCAAGACCACCAUAAAGGAGAUCGUGGUUUGGCCAAUGCUGCGACCUGACAUUUUUACUGGCCUCCGUGGUCCGCCCAAAGGCAUCCUGUUGUUUGGACCCCCAGGAACUGGAAAAACUCUGAUAGGAAAAUGUAUUGCUUGUCAGUCAGGCGCCACCUUCUUUAGCAUCAGCGCCUCAUCGCUCACUUCCAAGUGGGUGGGUGAAGGAGAAAAAAUGGUGCGAGCCCUGUUUGCCAUUGCCCGCUGCCACCAGCCCGCUGUCAUUUUCAUUGAUGAAAUUGACUCACUGUUGUCCCAGAGGACAGAUGGGGAGCACGACUCAUCACGUAGGAUAAAGACAGAGUUCUUGGUUCAGCUGGAUGGGGCAGCCACCGCAGCUGAGGACCGCAUCCUGGUGGUGGGCGCCACCAAUCGGCCUCAGGAGAUAGACGAGGCUGCCCGUCGACGCCUGGCAAAGAGGUUGUACAUCCCCCUGCCUGAAGCAGCCGCCCGGUGGCAGAUUGUAACUAACCUCAUGGCUCGAGAGAGGAACCAGCUGAGAGAGCACGAGCUGGAGAGCGUGGUAACAGCUACCGAGGGCUUCUCCGGCGCCGAUAUGACUCAGCUUUGUCGAGAGGCAGCACUCGGGCCCAUCCGCAGCAUCCAGCUCAAUGACAUCGCCACUAUCACGGCAGAUCAGGUGCGACCAAUCCUCUACAGCGACUUCCAGGACGCCCUGAAGACAGUACGACCCAGUGUCUCAUCAAAAGAUUUGGAGCUGUAUGAAGAGUGGAAUAAGACUUUUGGAUGUGGCCGUUAAACUUGGCAGCUACUUGGCUGAAAAAUUCAGCUCUGGAAAAUUCAAAAGCUGUAGAAUAUUUUCUGCUUUGCACAUAAAGCACAUAGAGGGCGUGGACAACAUAGCAGGAGCACCUUACACUAUGGCUUCACAGAGAGAGUUUUCUAAAUCCAGGGAUUCAGUUGCAUUAAAUUGAGCAGGUGUUGCUGUUAAUUUGUCCACCCCCUCUGUGUCCCACAGUUGAUUUAGUUAAUCUCUUUACAACCAGUCCUGUUUUUAUUUUUUAUUUUUUUAGUUUGUGAUCCAUGAACCUUUACUCUUCACAUUUGGGCUGUUGUCAGUUGAAAGAAAAACAUAACCAAAAGUUCACAGCAGAGCGAUGUGUUAUCAUAAUUCUCGAAAAUGUCUGAAAUGACUCAUAAACUUUUUAAAGUAUUCACAGUAAACUCUGUGGUGAUAGAAUGAGAGACUUUUCUGUACGGAGAAAUUGCUCUGUAGAUUGUUCCCAGCAAUUUAUAUUAGGUAUUCACAUUAUUUUAAGAAUUUUGCAAUAGUCAGACUGUGUGGCUUAGAUAUUAAUGUUAUUGUUGCACCAUGUUAUGUACAUGAACUGUGCUCCAGAUAAAACAUUGAUCUCCGUUUAUAUUCCCGUAUAGCAGUUAUCAUCACUUACGCCAAGACUUAACUUUUGUCACUAUUUUAGUUUGUCACAAUUUUGUAAAUGUAAUUAAUUGAUUGCUUUCCUAAUGAAAUAAAACUUUGCU